AUGGUUUUUAAGUGCCAGGAAGAUAGUUUUUUAAGGAAGUUUACUUCAAAAGUUAUAAAAUGUGAACCUACAAAUGAGCCGCUGGUUGAAUACGGGAAGACAUCGCAGUUUGAAGGGUACCAGGUCACAUUGGAGAACACAAUACUAUUUCCCGCUGGUGGUGGACAACCACAUGAUAUUGGUCGGCUGAAUAACACGGAAGUAGUUCAAGUCUUACGCAAAGGAGAUGAGGCUCUACAUUUCACAAAGGAGCCCAUUGAAGUGGGCACUGUGGUGGAACAGGAGAUCAACUGGGACCGACGAUUUGAUCAUAUGCAACAGCACUCAGGUCAGCAUUUACUCUCAGCUAUUUUGGAGAAGGAACAUAAUCUACCGACCACUAGCUGGUGGCUAGGUUUGGAAGAAAGCUAUGUUGAAUUGGACUCGACAAAAGUUAGCGAAGAAGUGAUAAAGGCCACUGAAAAUAGAUGCAAUCAAUUAAUUCAGGAAGCUAUACCAGUCAACGUGAAGUUCUGUAAGGCUAAUGACCCAGAUUUAAAUGAGGCUCACACUCGAGGUCUUCCAAAAGAUUGUAUGGAGACGAUCAGAAUCAUAUGCAUCGGUAAUGUAGACGAGAAUAUGUGCUGCGGUACUCAUGUUACUAAUCUCAGCCAACUGCAGACGAUUAAGUUAACGGGCAUUGAGCCAGGGAAGAAGGGUAAAACUAACCUUAAGUUCUUGGUGGGAAACCGAGUUCUUAGGACCUUCCAACUGAUGCUGGACAGAGAGAAGGCUUUGACUGGAUUACUCAAAAACGAACCAACCAGACACGAAGAUUUAGUUCAAAAACUGCAAAAGAACUUGAAAAUAGCCAAUAAGAACUUACAAACAGUACUGCAAGAACUCGCUCAGUUUGAAAUAGAGAGAAUAAAAAGUUCAAUCCCGAAACCGAAGUACGUGAUUAUGUUUAAGAAGGAGGCUACUCCAGAGUUUAACCGGGCUGUUAUCAAAGGUUUGGAGGGCGAAGGCCUAUUCUUGUUCUUUGCUUCGGAGGAACCUGAUAAGCCUAAAGAGGGACAAAUUAUUAUACAAGGCCCUGAGGAACACUGCAAUGCUUUGGGAACAAAGAUCACGGAACUCUUGAAAGGCAAAGGUGCAUUUAAAAAUGGCAAGUUUCAAGGCAAAGCUGGUGAUUUGAGCGGCAUGAACAAGUGCAAAAAGUUGAUUGAAGACUAUUUUAACAGUCAAUAA
Spodoptera littoralis (African cotton leafworm) is the source of this 1230-nucleotide messenger RNA. The record is from the annotation of a GenBank genome assembly. NCBI's taxonomy places the organism in Eukaryota, Metazoa, Arthropoda, Insecta, Lepidoptera, Noctuidae.